UUGGAAAAAAAUGGAUGGGAUUUUCGGAUAUAUGAAUGGAAGAUUUGAAGUGUCUUUGGCAGAUUCUACCAUGAUGUGGAUCGUGCACUAUGCCAUGAACAGAGCUCAAGAGAAGAUGAAGACCAAAACAGGAGUGAUUGAGCGGUUGAAUGAGAUGUCAAAAUUUUAUGAGUUGGCAGUGAUGCAACUUGAAGGUUGUUUGAGCAUUGUUCAUGCAGAAACUGAAAGCACUUUUCUUGAAAGCAAUCAUGAAGAGGUACUUAAUGACUUGAGAGAAAUAAAAGAUCGCCUUCAAUGGCGUCUCAAGGAAUCUGAAUUAGCUAUAUUAGAGAAGGACAAAGAGUUGACACAGAGAUUAGAAAAUGAGUUACAACUCAAGCAUGCUUUAGAGGUAAAAGCAAGACAAUUAGAUUCUUUUGGUGUCAGUGUCAGCCAUGGUAUUGAAACAAGUAAUCUCAAUGUUGACAAUGAUGAAACAACACAAAAUGAUCACGGCAAUGGCGAUUUCUGUGAGUUGAGGACUAGGGUGGAUCAACAAAAGCUUGAGCCACAACAUGGCAUGUUGAGUGAGGUACAAGUACAGCAAAGUGGCAUUGGCAGGAAAAGGGUUGAAGAGAUGGAUUCAGACAUAGACAUACUAAAGCAGACUAUGGAUCUUGCUUUUGGAAAGAUGCAAAGUGCCCUUUUCUUGUGUGAGAUGAGGCCAAAAGAGAGGCAAUGGAAGUUGAGAAUUGAAAAAGAUGUGAUGUCUAUAUUAAUUGGAAGUUUCCUUAGGGAGUUCCAAGAGAAUAUUGAAGCAGAACGGAGAGAUGAGAAUCAGGUUCUCAAAGUUUUGAAGGAGCAUUUGCCUCGAUUUAUGAAUGAGUUCACAAGUUUACAGCAUGAACUCGCUGUUUUACAUGAAACAUGUCAUGAGGAUUCUGACUGUUCAUCCCGUUCGUCGCCAUCAAAGCCUUCAUCACCAGAAGGAAGUCAUGAAAUACCUCACAGGUUCCCUCAAAAGGUGGAAGAGAUAGAUAUGGAGGAAAAGACACCAGAAGAUGAAGAGAAUGAAGAUGGAAGCAAAUAUGUUGCCAAGUUGAUAAAAAAUCAUGAGUCUAUUAUUCGCCGAAAGAGUGAAGAAAUGAAUUGGAGUAAGCAUGGAAUACUACAAGAGGUAAAUACCUCAUCCUCCAGGAAAAAACGGGUACUAAAUCGCGUGAGAGAGAGAAUCCAUGCUGUCUCACAAAAAUUGGACAACUUUAUACAUCGAAAUGCUAAACUUUGUGAAUCUCUUUUCAACCAAAAAGCUUUUCACAACAAGGAACCAUUUUCAGGUAGGAAGUUGUCAGAAGUGAAUGAGAUUCAUACUAGCAAGGAUGUUGAUAAUCAGGGAAGUUCUAUGGAAAAGGUAAAAGGAGUCUCUGAUGCAGCAAAUAUAAAACAGGAGGAAUUAAUAUUUGGUUGCAAAUCCUGCAAUUUUGACUUGGAGAAGCAAAUACAGGAGCAUGUACAUAAAUGUUACCUAAGGGAAGUUAUCAAUGAGUGGAAUUCCCACAUUGAAGCAAACACAAUUGAAAGGAAAAUAAGAGACGAAAUAAAUUUGAUUGUCUUGUCUGAGGCAGUUAUGGAUAUCACUGGAAAUCAAGAAUUUUCCCUAGUCAAGGGACAAGGUGAAGAAGCUAAGGAACAUUGUUUACAGUGCUCAACAUCUAAUAACCAACUAGAAAGAACAAAGACGGUGUCAUUAGAGAGUAUGUAUGCAUGUCUAAUAAAUGAGGAUGUAUGCAUGCUUAUCUUCAGGAAAACUGUUGAUGAAUUCAACAAAAUGAUGGUAGGUUGUGAAGCAGACAGUGUCAUUAGAGAGCAUAUACAUCAGAUUGUCUUUGGUGAAACGUUGAAAAAUUUUGUCAAUAUUGCAAGUUCUGCUUCAGAGGAGAAUCAAGAAAACAGCAUUCAGAAUAAUUUUCUAGAUCAGUUACAGUUUAUAAUCAUUGAAAGUUUUCUGAAGGAAGAUGUCUGUAUGGUUGUAUUCAAAACUAUGCUUAAGGAAUGGCAGUUGCAACUAGAUAACUAUUGUAUUGAGAACUUCAUCAGGGAGAAGAUACACCAAGUUAUCAUGCUUGAGAAAUUGAAUGAUGCUUUUCUCUUGACCAUGGAAGUCAAAUCACUGGUUCAAGACAAUACCGUUGAAGAUAAUAAUACCAUUGAAGAUAAUUGCUCUACUAUGAUGUUAAAUCAAGUUCAGAAAGUUGAAGGAGAAGAGAAUUUUACAAUUAUAUUGUUAGAGUCUCUACAUAGUUGUUUUGAAGCAGAGGAGAAUCUAAUGCUAAGUGCAAAGUCUGAGAUCAAGGAACACAGCAAGCAACUUGACUUGGGUUCAGAACGUGGCGACCUACAUGAGCAUGAAAUAUUUGAAGAUUUGUUAACUGGUGAAGAACAGACAUUCUCUUCACUGACCAGCAAGGUGGAAAAUGUCUUGCAACAGUUAGGUAUAAGCAAGGCACUGCUAAGGAAAUUAGGCACCAGUUUAGGACACAGUUUGUGUGAGACACAAUGUUUUCAUAAUCAAAUGUCGACUAACGAGGAAGGUCAAUUAAAGCUGUCUUUCUCUACUCUUCUACCCCUUUUGAAUCUUGUACUAACAUUUGCAGAAUUUGGGGCAAUGAUAUGCCAGAAAUUUGAGAUGAUGACUACGAGGUUGGAAAAAAUAAAAUGUUGUUUGGAUCCGGUUAUUGAGUUGGUUGGUUGCUUGAGAAACAAGGAAUUGCUUUACCAGAAGGCAUUCAUUAGAAGGAGUCAGAAUCUCCAAAAAGCUGAAGCUGAGGUUGAUCUUCUUGGUGAUCAAGUGGAUGCACUUUUGACAUUACUCGAGAAGAUAUAUGUAACUCUUCAUCAGCACGCACCUGCUUUGCAGCAGUACUUUGAGGUCUAUGACAUUUUGGAGUUAAUGAAAAGAGAACUGAGUAGUGGAGCUGUUCAGGCUGCAAGUGUUGUGACCUAAAUACAUGCAUGUUUUUGUACUUCAUUUCUAGUUCUGUUUGCAAAAGGAGAGUACUAUUCAUGAAAAACAUAAAAAUUGUGUCUUAAAUCAAGAACUUCACAAGAAAAUAAGACUCAAACAUUCAUUCGUUUUUCUACUGAUAGGUGAUUUGGAAUGUAAAAAUGCAUGGCGGCCGCACUCUCUGUAUGUGGCUGGAUACAUAUAAUACCAAGUGUAAAUAAUUCACAGUUGACACACUU
Messenger RNA from Abrus precatorius (Indian licorice), 3222 nucleotides. Its product is annotated as WPP domain-associated protein. Bases 11 to 2983 code for a protein of 990 amino acids. Lineage: Eukaryota; Viridiplantae; Streptophyta; Magnoliopsida; Fabales; Fabaceae. The record is from RefSeq and is a predicted model, not a curated record. The transcript has 4 exons.